Messenger RNA from Cylindrotheca closterium, 699 nucleotides. Lineage: Eukaryota; Bacillariophyta; Bacillariophyceae; Bacillariales; Bacillariaceae. The record is from the annotation of a GenBank genome assembly.
AUGAAUGAAGAGUUCGUCUUCGAUGCCUCGCUGAUGGAACCAACACCUUUAUCUGAUGCCAUUCAUAACAGGCAUCUUAGAAACCAGCCAAUCGGACAGCAUGCAAAACCAUCCCCCCAACAGGAACACCUUGAUUGUAGCCCUGCCCAAAGCAGGAGACCUGACCCGUGCACUCAGAAGCAAACAAAGAAAAGAAGACGGAAUGUAGGGUUUGCAACACAUGUGAUGGUUCACUUCAGCCCAUAUGAUCUAGAAGAGCUAAAGAUUUGCUGGUACACCCGGGCUGACAUGGUAAGAUUCAAGUCUACUAGGAAGCAACUUUACAAGACGCUGAACAGUGGAAUCUGGGAUUUGAACCAGAUCCAGCAGUCUAUGAAUGAUGACUAUAGAGGCCUAGAACCAUUCUUUUCGGCAAGUUGCAAUAGAAUGAUCCAGCGCAAACGGACUCAAGCAAUCAACAGCGUUUUACAUGAGCAACAAAGACAGCUUCUUGAAGAGGGCAGUAUUGAUGCCGAGUGCAUCCGUCAAGCCUCUUGCUCUCAAACGCAAUGGGCUAGAGACAGAGGCGAAAGAUUCGGGAAAGAUGACGCAGAGCAGGUUGCACCCAGUAACCAGAGCUAUAAAAGCAUUCCGAUCAUUUCUGCACCCCGCCAUUUACACCGCAUCACACCAUUGCACGAACCCGCUAUAAGACCAUAA